Molecule: messenger RNA, 1595 nt
Organism: Lagopus muta (rock ptarmigan)
Lineage: Eukaryota; Metazoa; Chordata; Aves; Galliformes; Phasianidae
Gene: ATP6V0D2
Product: ATPase H+ transporting V0 subunit d2
Exons: 8
Coding region: 125-1036 (303 amino acids)
Biological process (GO): vacuolar transport; proton transmembrane transport; vacuolar acidification
Cellular component (GO): early endosome; plasma membrane proton-transporting V-type ATPase complex; lysosomal membrane
Molecular function (GO): proton-transporting ATPase activity, rotational mechanism
Source: RefSeq, a predicted model, not a curated record
CAAUCAUAGGCUGGCAGGAAAGCAAUGACUAUUUGUCACUCCUUUCAAAGAGGAGGAAAACAGUUGGUGGCAAAUACACAGUAACAUUAAGAACCCAGCAGAGAGAUUGAAUCUCCUUUUCUCCAUGCCUGGAUACUCAGAGUUUUACUUCAAUGUGGACCAUGGCUACUUGGAAGGUCUGGUCCGAGGGUUCAAAGCCGGGAUCUUGACUAGUGCAGACUAUGUCAAUUUAGCACAGUGUGAGACAUUAGAAGAUCUGAAGUUACAUCUACAGACAACAGACUAUGGCAACUUCCUGGCUAAUGAGUCUGGUCCUCUCACUAUUUCCACCAUUGAUGAUAAACUGAAAACGAAGCUGCUCACGGAAUUUCAUUACUUCAGAAACCAUGCUUUUGAACCACUCACUACUUUUCUGAAUUUUAUCACAUACAGCUACAUGAUUGACAAUGUAAUUCUUCUAAUAACUGGCACAUUACACCAGCGACCCAUAGCUGAACUUGUUCCCAAGUGUCAUCCACUGGGAAGUUUUGAGCAAAUGGAAGCAGUCAGCAUUGCCUCAAACCCCACUGAGCUGUUCAAUGCAAUUUUGGUUGACACACCAUUAGCUGCUUUCUUUCAAGACUGCUUGUCUGAAAAUGACCUGGAUGAAAUGAACGUUGAAAUAAUGCGCAACAAACUGUACAAGUCUUAUCUUGAGGCAUUCUACAAGUUUUGCGAAAAACAAGGAGGUACUACAGCAGAAAUAAUGAAACCUAUUCUUGAGUUUGAAGCAGAUAGACGUGCCUUUAUCAUCACUAUUAAUUCAUUUGGCACUGAGCUGAGUAAAGAAGACAGAGAGAAGCUAUAUCCAACCUGUGGAAAACUCUAUCCAGAAGGCUUACAUCUGUUGGCCAAUGCAGAUGACUACGAGCAAGUGAAGUGUGUUGCAGAUUACUACGCAGAAUACAAGGCUGUGUUUGAAGGUGUAGGGAAUGACAGUGGAGAAAAGACACUUGAAGAUGCAUUUUUUGAACAUGAGACUAUUUUCAUAAAAUAGAUAAGAAAAUAAUCCUGUACCCCAAAACAAAUCAACGAACUUGGUCUGUGAUUUCUCUGAAAACAUGUGGACUAGCAUGUUCAUUAUCAAAGUUAAUGUGAUACAUCCUGGGAAGAAGAGGAAAAAACAAGACUUUUACGUUUGAGAAAUACAAGUUAACCCUCUCCCCCCAGACAUAAUUUUUCAUUUCACUCAUAAGAAAACCUGUACCAUGGGGACAUUGGCCUUCCUAACCAAUUUUGUAAUAUUAUUACACGCAGAUAGAAUGUUGAACCACUUUCAAAUAAAGUGUUGAUUAACUGACAGUUUGGAAACUCAUUAUUGCAAGUAAAAGUUAACAAAUUACAUGUAAUUUGGAAAAAAAAUCUUUAAAAGAACUGUGCACCAGCUACGUUUCAUGUUUCACUGCCUACAAUAAUAAUACUGUGUAUGGACAGAAAGCUUACAGAUUUCUGUUAUUCCAGAUGAUCCAUCUUCUCCCACUUUUCUCUUUUCAACUUUGUGUCAGUUUUUCUCCUACUAAUCAGCCCAUGAAGGUAAGAUAGUGGUGGGUAGUACU